Messenger RNA from Knipowitschia caucasica, 1347 nucleotides. The record is from the annotation of a GenBank genome assembly. Lineage: Eukaryota; Metazoa; Chordata; Actinopteri; Gobiiformes; Gobiidae.
AUGCCUAUCCGAGCAUAUUGCACUAUUUGUUCGGAUUUCUUUGACCAUUCGAAAGACGUCGCUGCGAUUCACUGCGGACACACGUUUCAUUAUGAAUGUCUACUCCAGUGGUUCCAGACUGCCCCAACCAAGACCUGUCCCCAGUGCAGGAAGCAGGUCAGUACCAGACACAUCAUCAACAAGCUUUUCUUUGACAUUGGGGGUGAAGAGGAUGGAAACGUGGAUCCAGAGUGUUUACAGAAUGAGCUUGAUCGCGUUAAAGCUCAACUCAGCACUAAGGAGAGAGACUGGCGGGACAAACACAAGAUUAUCGAUGGACUUCGGGACACCGUGGAAAAACAGAGGAAAGAUAUGGACAGUUUACGCAAAGACGCCAUGGAGAAGGACAUGCUCUGCACCGCACUUAGGAAACAAAUGUCUUACUUGGAAACGCAACAGAACGACAUCCAAGCGGCUAAAGAGGAAGCCCGAAGACUCCGCACAAAAAUGAAAACAUACGAAAGCUUGGACACCUUGCUACAGGGCCAGAGAGCAGAGGUGGAGUCUAUGAUCAUCGAUAUGGGAGUGAGUCAGGCCGCAGUGGAGCAACUCUCGAUCUACUGCAUUUCUCUCAAAAAAGAGUACGACAAUCUGAAGGGGAGUCUCAAGAGUUCAAACGAAAUGUGCGAAAAGCUCAAGAGGGAAGUGCUUUCAACCAACAACAGGCUACAAAAAGCCACAGCGGAGGGGAACCAGGCUAAAGAAGAUAUUAAGGCUUUGCACAAGGAUCUGAGCGCUGCUGACAAAGAAAUCUCGAGUCUGAAGAAGAAGAUCGAGGUGCUGCAGAACACCCUGAGCACGCCCACUCGCACAAACGAAGCCCUCAGCCGCCUCGUAUUUGAGAGCCCCGCCCCCCUGGAUCUGAAGCAUCCACGACUACACCAGCCCUCAGAUAGUGACGACAUCGACCUCAACAUAACCUAUGACAUCACCACCCCCGAGGACGUGUCCAAGAAGCCGUCUCAGGUGCCCGCAAAGAAGAUGCGCUUUGACCCUCUGCUAGCGGCUGUGACGAAGCAAAAUGAGAAAAGUACAUCUCUAAACAAGCCCCGAGGUGAAGGUGACCCCAUGGAUCCUUUUUUGAAGAAUUCUCUUCUGUUUCGAAAGAAAACCUUUGGCAGCAUGUUGGACCCUCGGUGUACUGGAGCGGUCAGAAGUGGCUAUGAUGGACUCGGUGGAAGGACUAAAUUCAUCCAACCUUCUCCACUCGCGGAGCUCCGCCCCCUGAUGAAAGCGAAGCGGAAGAAGGUGACCCGGCCUGGACCCAAGAUUUCAACUUGCCUCACUUUGGACAACUUUCUUGAGUAA